AUGCUCAGAAUAACAUCUUCAGCUUCGUCUUCAGCAAGCAGGAUAAUCGCUGGACCAUCUGUUCGCCGAUAUCUCGCCACUGCCGUAUCUACUCCUUCAUCCUCCUCAUCUGAGACCUCUGCGUCUCCAGCUCCCCCACGAAAGAAAUUCGAGAAACUCGACGAUGGUCUUACAUUCGGUGACUUCGUUUCGGGAGAAGAGAUUCCUCCAGCUGGUGAAAGAGUAGUGUUAGGUAACACAUCACAACCCCGAUUACCAUCUUUCCUCAAGCACCCUAUACCAACAGGGGCAUCAUAUAGUUCUAUCAAGAAGGAACUGCGAGGUUUGGGUCUACAUACGGUAUGUGAGGAGGCGAAAUGUCCCAAUAUAGGUGAAUGUUGGGGUGGCGGUAAAGGUAAUGCAACAGCUACUAUCAUGUUGAUGGGAGAUCAAUGCACAAGAGGAUGUAAAUUCUGUUCAGUGAAAACAUCGCGUGCUCCACCUCCAUUAGACGUGCACGAACCUGAAAAUACAGCAGAAGCAAUCAGUAGAUGGGGUUUAGGAUAUAUCGUAUUGACCAGUGUCGACCGUGAUGAUCUUGUGGAUGGCGGUGCAGCUCAUAUCGCAUCGACGAUAUCGAAAAUUAAGACCAAAGCACCUAAGAUACUCGUGGAAGCAUUGACGCCGGAUUUUGCCAAUAAGGGAGUCGACGUGGUUCAUACAGUCGCUUCAUCCGGAUUAGAUGUUUUCGCGCACAACGUCGAGACAGUCGAGAGAUGUACACCAUUUGUCAGAGACCGAAGAGCAGGGUUCAACCAAAGUUUGAGAGUUUUAGAGGAAGCUAAAAUUGGUGCUAAGAAUGCUGGUAAAGAAAUCUUGACCAAGAGUAGUAUCAUGUUGGGUGUAGGAGAACGAGAAGAUGAGAUACACGAAACUUUGAGGAGAUUGAGACAAUCCGAUGUUGACGUCGUCACUUUCGGUCAAUAUAUGAGACCCACAAAGAGACACAUGAAAGUGGAUCGAUAUGUUGAACCUGAAGAAUUCGCUAAGUGGAAAGGAGUUGCAGAAGGAAUGGGCUUCUUGUAUGUUGCCAGUGGACCAUUGGUUAGAUCAAGUUACAAGGCUGGGGAAUUCUUCAUUGAGAACGUGCUCAAGAAAAGGCGUGCUGCUGCUGCCGAGCAAGCAACCGCCGAACUUUCUUCUCAGUCAUCCAACUCUAUCUCCGGUGCUACUGUAACAAGUGUAUGA
Kwoniella shivajii is the source of this 1227-nucleotide messenger RNA. Its product is annotated as lipoyl synthase, mitochondrial. Gene Ontology annotation, cellular component: mitochondrion. Gene Ontology annotation, molecular function: lipoate synthase activity; 4 iron, 4 sulfur cluster binding. The transcript is spliced from 6 exons. NCBI's taxonomy places the organism in Eukaryota, Fungi, Basidiomycota, Tremellomycetes, Tremellales, Cryptococcaceae. Bases 1 to 1227 code for a protein of 408 amino acids. Gene Ontology annotation, biological process: lipoate biosynthetic process. The record is from RefSeq and is a predicted model, not a curated record.